AUGGUCGAGAAGCUCUACGUCACAUACAACGAUGUGCACAAAAUGUGCCAAAAGUCCGCUGAGAAGCUUCUCGCAGACUUCCAGCCCCAGCUUCUGAUCGCCAUCGGUGGCGGUGGUUAUGUUCCCGCUCGAAUUCUCCGAUCUUUUCUCAAGAGAGCCGGCUCUCCCAACAUCCCCAUCCAGGCCAUCGGUCUCUCCCUCUAUGAGUCUCUCGGCAACGAUGAGGUCGAGGCCCCCGGUACAAAGGUCACCCGAACACAGUGGCUCGACUUGACCGCUCUCGGCGAGAUGCAGAACCUCGUCGGAAAGCGAAUCCUUAUCGUUGACGAGGUCGACGAUACCCGAACAACCCUCGAGUACGCUGUCAAGGAGCUUGAGAAGGAUGUUGAGAUUGCUCGUCAGCGAAUGGGCGCGGAUGCUCCCGCUCCCAAGACCGAGUUCAGCAUCUUUGUCCUCCACAACAAGGACAAGCCCAAGAAGGGAAAGCUCCCCGAUGAUAUGCUUGCCACCCGUUACUCUGCUGCCGAGACCGUCGGCGACGUCUGGAUCAACUACCCCUGGGAGGCCAUCGACAUCGACGAGCAUGACAGGAACGCCAGCCUGCAGACCAAGAGCAACUAA
Molecule: messenger RNA, 621 nt
Organism: Fusarium tjaetaba
Lineage: Eukaryota; Fungi; Ascomycota; Sordariomycetes; Hypocreales; Nectriaceae
Product: xanthine phosphoribosyltransferase 1
Exons: 3
Coding region: 1-621 (206 amino acids)
Biological process (GO): hypoxanthine metabolic process; IMP salvage; XMP salvage
Cellular component (GO): cytoplasm
Molecular function (GO): hypoxanthine phosphoribosyltransferase activity
Source: RefSeq, a predicted model, not a curated record